Molecule: messenger RNA, 2713 nt
Organism: Budorcas taxicolor (takin)
Lineage: Eukaryota; Metazoa; Chordata; Mammalia; Artiodactyla; Bovidae
Gene: CNNM2
Product: cyclin and CBS domain divalent metal cation transport mediator 2
Exons: 8
Coding region: 1-2625 (874 amino acids)
Biological process (GO): transport; magnesium ion homeostasis
Cellular component (GO): plasma membrane
Molecular function (GO): magnesium ion transmembrane transporter activity
Source: RefSeq, a predicted model, not a curated record
AUGAUUGGCUGUGGCGCUUGUGAACCCGAAGUAAAGAUGGCGGGCGGGCAGGCAGCCGCCGCACUGCCCUCUUGGAAGAUGGCGGCGCGCCGCAGCCUCAGCGCCCGCGGCCGGGGGCUCCUGCAGGCGGCGGGGCGGCUGCUGCCGUUGCUACUGCUGAGCUGCUGCUGCGGCGCGGGCGGCUGCACGGCGGUGGGCGAGAACGAAGAGACGGUGAUCAUCGGGUUGCGGCUGGAGGACACAAACGACGUGUCGUUCAUGGAAGGGGGGGCGCUGCGGGUGAGCGAGCGGACCCGGGUCAAGCUGCGGGUGUACGGGCAGAACAUCAACAACGAGACAUGGUCCCGCAUUGCAUUCACAGAGCACGAGCGGCGGCGCCACAGCCCCGGCGAGCGCGGGCUGGGGGGCCCCGCGCCGCCGGAGCCGGACAGCGGCCCCCAGCGCUGCGGCAUCCGCACAUCAGAUAUCAUCAUCUUGCCCCAUAUCAUUCUCAACCGCCGUACAUCGGGCAUCAUUGAGAUAGAGAUCAAACCGCUGCGCAAGAUGGAGAAGAGCAAGUCCUAUUACCUGUGCACGUCGCUCUCCACGCCAGCCCUAGGCGCCGGCGGCUCGGGGUCCGCGGGCAGCGCCGUCGGGGGCAAGGGCGGCUCCGGGGUGGCCGGGCUCCCGCCGCCCCCGUGGGCCGAGACCACCUGGAUUUAUCACGAUGGCGAGGAUACCAAGAUGAUCGUGGGGGAGGAAAAGAAGUUCCUGCUGCCCUUCUGGCUGCAGGUGAUCUUCAUUUCGCUGCUCCUGUGCCUGUCGGGCAUGUUCAGCGGCCUCAACCUUGGACUCAUGGCCCUAGACCCGAUGGAGCUGCGCAUUGUGCAGAACUGCGGCACCGAGAAGGAGAAGAAUUACGCCAAGCGCAUCGAGCCCGUGCGCAGGCAGGGCAACUACCUGCUGUGCUCGCUGCUGCUGGGCAACGUGCUGGUCAACACCACGCUCACCAUCCUGCUCGACGACAUCGCUGGCUCAGGCCUGGUGGCGGUGGUGGUCUCCACCAUCGGCAUCGUCAUCUUCGGGGAGAUCGUGCCCCAGGCCAUCUGCUCCCGGCACGGCCUGGCUGUGGGAGCCAACACCAUCUUUCUCACCAAGUUUUUCAUGAUGAUGACCUUUCCCGCUUCUUACCCGGUCAGCAAGCUGCUGGACUGCGUUCUGGGCCAGGAGAUAGGCACCGUCUAUAACCGGGAAAAGCUGCUGGAGAUGCUCCGGGUCACAGACCCCUACAAUGACCUCGUAAAGGAGGAGCUGAAUAUCAUCCAAGGGGCGCUGGAGCUCCGCACCAAGACGGUGGAGGACGUGAUGACUCCCCUCCGGGACUGUUUCAUGAUCACCGGCGAAGCCAUUCUGGACUUCAACACCAUGUCGGAGAUCAUGGAGAGCGGCUACACUCGCAUUCCAGUAUUUGAGGGGGAACGCUCCAACAUCGUGGACCUCCUCUUCGUCAAAGACUUGGCCUUCGUGGAUCCAGAUGACUGUACUCCCCUGAAAACCAUCACGAAAUUUUAUAACCACCCCUUGCACUUUGUUUUCAAUGACACCAAGUUGGACGCUAUGCUGGAAGAAUUUAAGAAAGGUAAAUCUCACCUGGCUAUUGUGCAGCGAGUAAACAAUGAGGGAGAGGGGGAUCCAUUUUAUGAAGUUCUGGGAAUUGUCACAUUAGAGGAUGUGAUUGAAGAAAUCAUCAAAUCUGAGAUUCUAGAUGAAACAGAUUUAUACACUGAUAACAGAACGAAAAAGAAAGUGGCCCAUCGAGAAAGAAAGCAAGAUUUUUCUGCCUUUAAGCAGACAGACAGCGAGAUGAAGGUUAAAAUAUCACCGCAGCUUCUCUUGGCCAUGCACCGUUUCCUAGCAACAGAAGUAGAAGCAUUUAGCCCAUCCCAGAUGUCAGAGAAGAUCCUUCUAAGGCUGCUAAAGCACCCCAAUGUCAUCCAGGAACUGAAGUAUGAUGAGAAGAACAAGAAAGCUCCAGAAUACUACCUCUACCAGCGAAACAAACCUGUAGACUACUUCGUUCUCAUUUUGCAGGGGAAAGUGGAAGUAGAAGCUGGAAAAGAAGGUAUGAAGUUUGAAGCCAGUGCUUUUUCAUACUAUGGUGUGAUGGCCCUUACAGCCUCCCCAGUUCCUUUGUCCCUGUCUCGUACCUUUGUUGUCAGCAGAACAGAGUUGUUAGCAGCAGGUUCUCCAGGUGAAAACAAGUCACCUCCUCGCCCGUGCGGCUUGAAUCACUCGGACUCUCUUAGUCGCAGCGACCGAAUUGAUGCGGUAACGCCGACUCUGGGGAGUAGCAACAAUCAGCUCAACUCUGCAUUCCUCCAGGUCUACAUCCCCGACUACUCAGUGCGAGCCCUCUCCGAUCUCCAGUUUGUUAAGAUCUCAAGACAGCAAUACCAAAAUGCCUUGAUGGCAUCCCGGAUGGACAAGACUCCUCAGUCUUCAGACAGUGAAAACACUAAAAUCGAAUUGACUCUUACGGAGCUGCACGACGGGUUGCCGGAUGAGACGGCCAACCUGCUCAACGAACAGAACUGUGUGACGCACACCAAGGCCAACCACAGCCUGCACAGCGAAGGCGCCAUCUAGGGCGCCCGGCCCCCACACCAGGCUGCCGGCCUCCCGCCGUCCGACCGUGAAUCCCACUAGUGUGAGCUUGUGUGCCAUGCUGCAUCCU